Molecule: messenger RNA, 1093 nt
Organism: Anas platyrhynchos (mallard)
Lineage: Eukaryota; Metazoa; Chordata; Aves; Anseriformes; Anatidae
Gene: TXN2
Product: thioredoxin 2
Biological process (GO): cell redox homeostasis
Cellular component (GO): mitochondrion
Molecular function (GO): protein-disulfide reductase activity
Source: RefSeq, a predicted model, not a curated record
GUACUCCACGCUCCGCCCCGAGCCGGCGGCUGGGCACGACCGACAGCAGCAGCAGCCACUGAGAGCCCGAAAGCGGCGCGGGGGCGGCUCCAUCCGCAGAACCGGCCGGAAGCCGCUCGGGGCACCUGCGGGCAGGGCGAGAUGGCGCAGAGGUUGGCGCUCCGCCGGCUGCUGGCCGUGCCCACCAGGGCCUUGGGGACCUCCGCGGGUCGCCCCAGCGCCUUCAACGUGCAGGACGGCGGCGACUUCCAGGAGCGGGUGGUCAACAGCGCCAAGCCCGUCGUGGUGGACUUCCACGCGCAGUGGUGCGGUCCCUGCAAGAUCCUAGGCCCCCGGUUAGAGAAGAUGGUGGCCAAGCAGGAGGGGAAGGUGGUGAUGGCCAAAGUGGACAUUGACGAUCACACAGACCUUGCCAUCGAGUACGAGGUGUCAGCAGUGCCAACCGUGCUGGCCAUGAAGAACGGAGACGUUGUGGAUAAGUUUGUGGGGAUAAAGGACGAGGAUCAGCUGGAAGCAUUCAUCAAGAAACUCAUCGGAGCCUGAAGUCAAAGGGUGGCCGUACCUCUGCCUCCGGCUGUGUCCGUGCUGCGCGUUCCUUGCCUGGCAGAGCUGAGGGGCACGUGGGCUGCCUGCCUCGUACAGCCUGGGGUUUUCUUUUGUUUGGGGGUUUUUAGGAGAUGGACAAUGUUGUAACCCUUCCUUCCUGCUCCCCCCUUCUCUGGAGCAGCAGUAGUUAUAAAAAGUGUGGAGGAGCAGGGCUGCUUUUUCUCAAAACGGGGAAUGUGGCUGGGAUGAGGAGCCUGCAUUUAUCAGCAAAGAGACGACUGUAGACGACUAUCUGCCCUGGGUGGGUUUGUUAAAGUUGGGAAUGCCUCUGCCUUGUCUGUGAAACCCGUGUUUUUGUCCCGCUGUCCUCACGUCCCUGGGACGGGUACAAAUGCUCUGCAAAUCCUCAGGCUCCUCUCAGAAUUUUAUAAGAGAAAAUCGAAGUAUUUUAUGGUUCUCCUUUUUUUUUUUUUUUUGUAGGUCUGUAACAAAGAGAACUUUAUUGUCACUUCUGUUUAGCUGGAGAAUAAAAGUUGAUUCUCUGAAA